GCACGGAGGAGCACGAGUUUCCUGCUGUUAGUUGCACGCGAUUUAGUUGAAAAUUUGCAUCCUUUGUGAACGGACGUGACUUGCUGGGGUAAAAAGAGCAAACGGAAGCCAACUUGUCGCGUACAGCGGUUCGAAUUGAAAUCGUGCGUGAUAUUAGCAUAAAGGACAAGCCGCAUUACGUGUUCCAAGGAUGAGACAGCGCAGCUGAAGUCCUCUUAUUUAUGUUCAAACAGACACACAACUUUGUACCACAAAUAGGUGUUAAGUGAAUCGCAAAAAAAGCAGCAAAGCAAAGAUAUUUUCAGGACGAACGGAGUACAACGCAACCAAAAGCAACGUCUUGAUGCCUCACUGGGACCGAAUCAACGUAUCGUUGGUGAAAUCACUUUCGAAAUUUGUUUGUUUUUGUUGUAUUCAAAUGGAUAUUGGAAUGGCGCCGCAAAUGGGCAAAAGACGCUGAAGUGCUCAGCAUAUUAAAACAAAACAAACUGUAUAAAAAUGCUAUAGUCUGCGUAUACUUAUAUACAUAUGUACAUGGAUAUAUUGCUAUAAGAGAAAACCGAAACAAUGCCGUAAAAUGGGAUUAUUGUGUAUCAUCAGCGCUAAAUAAUAUUUUAUAUUACGGAUUAUGCGAUCGAGUUGGACUCAAGCGUAAACACCUACGCGAGUGUGAAAUUUGUGGGAAUUAUAAUGUAAAAUAUACUGCAAAUAAUUUAUUAUAAUCAUCUUAAAAUACUCGUAUGAGCAUCUGCUAAAAACCCAUAGAAAAACAAGUGCGAACCCGCUAAACGCUGCAAGUGCUGCAAGUCAUGCAGUCUUUGUGAAAAACUUUUGCCAUUAUUCAUGCCAAAUAGUGUUCGUGCUAGUUUGGCAUAUGGAACGUGAAAUUUACAAAACCCAGCGGAAUAUCGAAAGAAUAUUUAAAGUUUUCCCUUUUGGAAUAUUAUAUGCAAAUUCUUAUGAUAAAUAGAUCCCAAGUUCGACACCGGGAAAAAGAUAAUAUUCUCUGUUGAAUAUUUGAUAAACCAACAACUUAUAAAUCCAAGACAAUUAAGGUAUACUCGGAAUAAGAAUUAUGUAUCUCAAAUAUGAACCCUAAUUUAUGAUACAAGUGUUGCAAUAAAUUCGUAAAAAUAUCUUUUUUAAAGUUACUAGCGUAAAGAGCACUAAAACUACAAAAUCCAUCCAAAAACCGCAGCGACCGCAAAAUUGUGAAAACUGUAAGUGGAACAAGGUGAAGCAAUAAGAAAAAGAAAAGCUAUGAAAACGCGUGGCCGUAAAAUCAAAGAAAGACACAAAAAAUUGCAGAACACAUAAAAGUUGCAAUUUGGUGAAAAAGAAAAGAGAGAGAGAGAAAAGCGAGCAAAAGACAGCAGCGGCAACAACAGUAGGAAGGACGCCAGACCCCCGGUGAAUUAAUUCAAUAAACCUAUUUAUCUGGGACUGGGAUUGCGAUUGGGACAGAGACUGGGAGUGGGACUGGGACUGGGACUGGGAAUAGACACAUUUCGCAUAGAAUGCGAAAAACUUUGCCGGCAGAGAGCGGGCAGUGCAAUCAGAAAGAGCGAAGCAUUCUGAGCUGGCAGAGGGCAGCAACGUGCCGAGCACUUGGAGAUGAUGCUACCGAUGGUUCCGCAAACGAGUCCCCAAUGGCGGCAGACGACAGGCAAUGAGCGCACAAAAGAUGCUGUAAGUGUCAUUGCAGCAAGGAACUGUGCCACUGGGACUGCUACGGCAAACAGGACAAGCAGGACAACUGCCAACCGAACUGGCAUGCCAAAGACGAUGACAGCUACAACUACAACUACAACUACAACUUCAAAGAAGCGUUUCCAAUUUUUACGCACUAGCAACAAGGCGAUGGCAUGCCAACGAAUCCUGCCUUUUGCUCCGAUUCUUGUGCUCCUGUUUGUCAACUUUGGGACAUACCUUGUCACCUGCAGCUCAGCCUCCGACCAGGGCAGUGGCGUGGAGCCACAGUUAACGACAUUCCCGAGAUCCACUUUGCCAGAUAGGCCAAUGACAACACAAAACGAUCUAAUUACGACAGCCCGAAACUCAACAACAUUGCUGACAGCGAAAAAGCCAACAGCAACAAUAACAACAACAACAUCAACAGCGACAGCGACAACAGCGGGUCAUAGCGGAGCAAGUCUGGUCAUGUCAUCAACAGCCCCAACGAUAAUAACAACGAGAACGACAACGACAACGAGAACGGCAGCAGCAGCAAGAGGAGCAACUAAGUCCGCACAAAUUGGGCUAACUACGAAGCCCACAGCGGCCGCGGCUGAAAAGCAAACACCAUCUACAACAGCAACAUCAACAACAACAUCAGCAACAAGGACGAUGUUCAUAUCAACAAUUUAUCCGGCAUCAACAACAGAGCCAACGACAGCAUCGCCAGUCUUGCCAGUCCAAAUGGCAGCAGCGACAGCGUUGGCGCUGACGGAAACGGAUGCCCGCAACUCCAUUGAAAUGGCAGCAGGGAAGAUGGAGAAUAAACAGGUGGCACAGCACGAGGAGGUGGAGGCAGAGGAGGAGGAGACGGUGCUGUCGCCUCAUGCGGCCAGCGCUGAUUCACUGACUAAAGGUUUCUCCAUUCCAACAUUUCUGCCACCAUUUCCCGUGUUCGCAGCCGCAGAUCUGCCAGCUUACCGCGCUGCAGCAGCUGCAGCUGAGGCAGCCGCUGCUGCCGCCGCUGUGGCCGCAGCAGCAGCUGCAGCAGCAGCAGCAUCUACCAUGGCCUCGGAGACUGUGACACUGUCACCGGAGCAGCAGCGACAACAAAUGUUUAAUGAGCAACAUUCGUACUUGGCCUCCCACAACGGGCAACUGGAGCCCGGCCAACAGCCACGCAAAAAUCUGACAAUGCCGGUGCUAAACAUCACCGCGCAGAUGGGAAAUCACGCGUACAUGCCAUGUCAGAUUCAUCGCCUGUCGGAUAAGCCCGUUUCGUGGGUUCGUUUGCGUGACGGACACAUAAUCAGCGUGGAUGAGACCACAUUCAUAGCGGAUGAACGCUUUCAGUCGAUAUUCCAGGAAGACCACGACUACACUUGGUCACUCCAGAUCAAGUAUGUGCAACCCAGCGAUGCCGGGUGGUAUGAGUGUCAAAUGGCCACAGAGCCCAAAUUAAGUGCCAAAGUGCAUCUGGAAGUGAUUACACCCAAGACUGAGCUUAUCGGCGAUCAGAGUCGAUUUGUCAAAGCCGGCAGCAAAGUUGCGCUUCAUUGCAUCGUGCGCGGCACUCUGGAUCCUCCAAAAUAUAUCAUCUGGUUUCGAGGGCAGAAAAAGAUUAGCGAGAGCGAUGAACGCACUGGCUGGUAUACGCAAUUAGAUCGUAAUAUAUUUGGCUCAAUUGCUGAUAAUCAGAAUACGAUCGGCUCAUUAAUUAUACCGUUCGUGCGCAAGGAGGACUCCGGUAACUAUACGUGCCAGCCAUCGAACAGUGUCUCCGUAUCCGUUGACCUGCACGUCCUAAGCGGUGAAUACUCCGCAUCGGCUAUCAAGUCUUCCGCAACAGAGCGAGCGCAGAGCAGCACGUUCCUGCUAUUGGUCCUCAGGCUGGUCGGACUACUGGGAGGAGCCCUAGGAAUGCGGCGGAGGAGCGGGCCUUGGAGACUGUUGCUGCUGUCCAAGACCAAGACGUGACUUGUGACGUGACUCGCCUAUUGAGAGGCCAGUUCAAGCUCGGACUUCAAUUAUUUGUAAGCUUUGCGCAAUGUGCAGUUGUACAAUUUAGGUUAGAGAUUAAUUAAAGGCGACUUUGUAAAUAGCUGACAAGGGGGAUAAAGGGAUAGACACGGGCAGAAGGUAUAACUUUCUAUAAUUAAGUUAAAUGUUACAGCAUACUUUUAACCUUAUUGCAAGUACGCUUGUGUGUGUGUUGUAUAUUUAAAUCAAACUACUAAUUAAGUUACGAGUUUUCAUUUCAAAUGAGUCAAACAGAAAUUCUCCUAAUGAUUUUCUAUUCAAAUCAUUGCAAUGUUUCUUGGAACUCUAAAUAAAUCCAACAUACGAGUACAUAUACAAACAUACGAGUAAUUUGUAGUCUAUGUAAGAACUAAUUCUAUAAACAAAAUCAAACAAAUGUUGCCAUUUAACGUUACGAAACCAUCAAUAAUUAGAUUACUGUAAAUCAACUGAACCUAAAACAAAAUCAAAUUCAAUAAAAUAAUGUA
This is a messenger RNA of Drosophila nasuta, 4181 nucleotides long. It is a transcript of the gene dpr17, whose product is annotated as defective proboscis extension response 17. The record is from RefSeq and is a predicted model, not a curated record. Bases 1615 to 3651 code for a protein of 678 amino acids. Gene Ontology annotation, biological process: synapse organization. Lineage: Eukaryota; Metazoa; Arthropoda; Insecta; Diptera; Drosophilidae. The transcript is spliced from 6 exons. Gene Ontology annotation, cellular component: neuron projection membrane.